AUGCCGCCUCGUGCCGCGCCAAGAAGCUGCAAUGCAAACAACCAGCAGCUCCGAUUAGAAAAAUUGCUCCAGCUGCCAGAAAACCGAGAGUGUUUUGAGUGCUUGGCGAAGCAGCCGCGCUGGGCCAGUACCAACCUUGGGAUCUUUCUGUGCCUCCGCUGUGCCGGCAUCCACCGCGCUAUGGGGACGCAUGUCUCCAAGGUGCGCUCGACAACCAUGGACACGUGGGAAGAGCAGAUGAUCCAGUGCUGUGAGUGCAUCGGCAACGCGCGGGGACGAAUUCUCUAUGAGCACAAAAUGAAUCCGCAGAUGCGGCCAGCCCCCGCCAGCGAUGCCGCCCUGGUGGAGCGGUUCAUGCGUGACAAGUACGAGCGGAGGAUGUACUACAACCCGCAGUAUGAGGCACUUGUAAAGCGGUUUCUCGUUUCCGGGGAGCCGUGUUCAGGCCCUGUGGCGUCGCAGCCGGUAGAAGGGGCAGUCGCCACGCCAUCACCGUCAAAGUGCGGAGGAGCAGCAGCAGCGUUGAUGCCGAUGUUGUGGGGCGGCACUGCUUCCACAACGGUAGUGGCCCCCGCUCCUCUGAUCGGCAACACAACUGCGAAGAGUAGCAUCGACAUCAAUGAACUCUUCGCCACAACAACAACAACAACAACAAGGACGACUAAUGCUUCUGUUAGUAAUUAUUGUGAUACGAUGAUGCAGCAGCAGCAGCAGCAGCAGCAACAACAACAACAGCACGUGUCUUCGACACACACGGUGUGGAGAGGAAUGGUGGGUCACCAACACCACCACCAGCAACAACAGCAUCCUGCGACUGCGCCGGCGCAGGCGGACCACCAGGCGACGCAGGCAGAUGCUAAAACAGAGAUCAUGUCCCUGUUUAGCAGUCCACCUAAUGCUCUUCCCACACAUGUAUAUAGUGCGUGGCAGCCACAACAACCUUCUUUUGGCUGUUACCUAUCGCAGUAA
Messenger RNA from Trypanosoma conorhini, 969 nucleotides. RefSeq names its product ADP-ribosylation factor GTPase activating protein. The record is from RefSeq and is a predicted model, not a curated record. Gene Ontology annotation, molecular function: GTPase activator activity. Bases 1 to 969 code for a protein of 322 amino acids. The transcript has a single exon. NCBI's taxonomy places the organism in Eukaryota, Euglenozoa, Kinetoplastea, Trypanosomatida, Trypanosomatidae.